Ornithodoros turicata is the source of this 2706-nucleotide messenger RNA. RefSeq lists its product as uncharacterized. Bases 9 to 1025 code for a protein of 338 amino acids. The transcript is spliced from 9 exons. Lineage: Eukaryota; Metazoa; Arthropoda; Arachnida; Ixodida; Argasidae. The record is from RefSeq and is a predicted model, not a curated record.
AGCUCAUCAUGAAGUGCGCCCCUCCUACAGCGUCGUGGGACAGCUUUCACGUUGCCAUAAAAGGCUCUUUUUCAACGUAUCAAGAUGCAAACAGUAAGCUGAAUGCUGCCCAGUACACCUCAGACAUCAACUCCGCUUCCGAUACAGGGUGUCAAAAGAGGACGCCUGUCCCACUGCGGCAUUUUGAUGAUUAUGCGGAAGUCCCAGCCUUAGGUUCACAGACUAGAAGAAAAAGAAAGCGGAUUGAGUCAUUUGACUCGGACACUGAUGUGGACGACGUAGACACUCUGCCAAGUCCGCCACCUUUCCCAACGCCAUUCCCUGAGAGAGGUAAUAAUAACUUUGCGAGUCACCAUACUUCACCCACCGGAAGUAUAGUCCAGAGCGGCAGCGUUAACAGUGACCUCAAUCACUGUGGCCAAGAUGAACCUGAGACUCAUGACAACAGUGGUCAAGCCUUCCAGGAUAUAAGAGUCGACCUCCUAGCAGGAGAGGGCAGCCUGCCGCAAUCACGGAAACAGAAGGUUGUGCCACACGAAGAGUUUCAACGGCAGGCUAUGAGGCUGCUGCAUAUGAUGCGCCUAACCCAGCUGCAACAUGGUGAAGUACUGGAGGAGCUGUGUUCUCGACACACUCGCAUUCUUGAGCAUUGUCCGUCCAUGAUUCAAGCACCUUUCACCACCACUGAAGACCUGGAGGCAUUUGACAGCACCCUGAACGAAAGCAAGACAGCUCAACUGAUAGACGAACUAUGUCGCCUUGGUGGUAAUGAUGUUGGCCACGCAACACGGAACAUCCUGUGCUACAUAUUGACAGACUCCUUGGCGGAACAGUACAGCUGGAUUGGCCAGAAAGGGAAACGAAAAUUCGCAGUGCUCAAAUUCCCCAGCAUCAUUUUCAGGGCUGUACGAGCAAACACAAAAACGACCACAGCAAACAAGGUGGAAGUGGAGACGCACAUCAAGGCAUGGUUGCGACAUGCUAAAGACCGAGAAAAAAAGCUGGCGAGUGUAACUGUAGAAUGAGCACAACGUUUACACAGGGAGCUUUUUUGUUUUAAACAGUUGUCUCAGUAAGUAUAGUUCUCAGCGCUACAUGCGUCUGCCACAGCUUCGCUACUAUGACCACUGAUGGCUAUUUAGAUAAAAUGUGUUAACUUUUUCAUUGGGGCUUUCAAAGAAAGGUGUAAUAACUGUAUGAUAACUGUAUUGGAGGCAGUUCAUUUGAAAUGCGAAAUUUGCAAAGAAAUGUGGAAUGUGAAGAAUAUUAAUGAGGCAAAUAUUAAAAUUGUGAUUAAAAGUGUACAAUAGUAAGAAGACUUGUAUAGAAUAAAAUGUCAGAAUGAAAUUGGGUGAAGGAUAAUUCAAAUUAUACCGUGUGUCUCACCUAGAUCCCCGGGCUAAAUAAUUCGCGAAUGGGUGCACCAAACCAAGAACUUUCGUUUUUAUUUUCUGUCCGAUACCACCCACAAGCUGCACUCUGUGUGAAUGAGUGGGAAGCGCUCAUUCUUUAAUUAAAAAUUCAAAGUUUCGUUUAAAAACGUAACUUCUAAAGCUGCACGCUAUGGGCACUAAAAUGGGUACUACCCCUAUUAGGACCUUCAGUGACCACCCUUUAGACAAAAAUCUGUUAACGAAGCGGAUCGUUUGUUGCAAUAGGUAAUUGAUUUCGGCUUACAUGUUUUUCGUCACAGCCAAGUUCAAAAGGGCGUAAUUCAUUGGUGUGUAAGGAUGUAAUUCAUUGGAAGAAGACCAUAGUGGGUUGUGUUUGGACACCUAAACAAAAAUAAAGUUAAGUUAAAUUCGUGUGUAAGUGAGUUUAAAAGCCCCCUUUUGCGCUUCAGUACGACCACCCACGACAAAAUUGUGUAAACUGAAACCAAUUAAUUACUGCAACAAAUGGCCGCUUCAUCUGGAGAUUUUCCUCUAAACGUUGUCCACUGAAGGUCCCAAAACCUGUAGUACCCAUUUUAAUAACGACAGCGCCCUGCCUUAGAAGUUGUUCUUUUUACGAAACUCAUUUGAAUAUUUCUUUAGAUAAUGAGCAAGCAAAACACUCAUUCACACGGUGCGCAGCUUGUUGGCGGUAUCAAACAAGUACUUGUAAAAAAGAAAGUUAUUCGAUUGGUGCACCCGUUUGCAAAUUAUUUAGCCCGAGGAUUUAACUGAAACACCCGGUAUACUCCAUUGGAGAUUUCCUGUAGACACGCUUGCUUCCAACUUGUGCUGCCAUGUUGGAAAAUCACAGGUCCUCAGUAGGGUGGUAAUUUCAUCUAAUUAGGGAUCUGGUAGUUACGACGUACCAUAAACAAUGCAACUUUCUCACUGUAUAGGAGUGCACACAAAGGAAAGACAGAGACAGUGUAUGAAAAUACUAAAACAGCCCCAGCAACAGCGACUGAUUGAAAAAGACCAGGUAACAUUUUAAAACACUGAACUAUUAACGUGGUGUUUCUGCCUGUGCUGCUUCUGCGCGCAUAUACCUCUGGUACUCAAGCUAUCCUCGACACCUUGAUAGCGUAUUUCGUUCUGCAAAAAGUCUGUUUCAGGCAAAAAAACUCCCUGUAUUUUUGGCACACAUCAUGUAUGCCGAGGUUUUAAGGAACUGCUAGGGCGGCUUCCCUGUUGUACUGUUAUUGCACACUUCAGUCCAAGGGGACUUUGAAAUACUGUCAUGGAUAUCGCGGUGUGCUAGUCUGAGCGAACU